AUGGGUGACCGCCAGCCCCAGGACGCCUCGAGCGUCGACACAGAUUUUGAAAAGACCCAUCCGGAGAAAACGCCCGUGGAUGCGUUCGAGCAAGGCCCGGCAGAGACACCCUCCCCACCUGACGAUGCGGAGAACACGAUGGAGAAGACCACAACAGGCCCGGCUCUGGAUCGCACACCUUCUCAAGCGGCCAAGAUGGGCAAGAAGAAGAUUAUUGUCGUGAUGACAGCUCUAUGCUUGGUUUUAUUCCUUGCUGCUCUCGAUAUGACUAUUAUUUCCACUGCGCUACCGGUUAUUGCCUCACAGUUCAAUGCCUCCGAGAGCGGGUACUCAUGGAUUGCUUCAUCUUAUCUCUUGGCAAAUGCUGCUUGUAUUCCACUGUGGGGCAAGCUGAGUGACAUCUGGGGUAGAAAGAAUAUCAUCUUGCUUGCCAAUGUUGCCUUCCUUGUUGGCAGUCUGAUCUGCGCCCUGGCGAAGAAUAUGGCCAUGAUCGUGGCGGGUCGUGCCGUUCAAGGUGUUGGUGGCGGUGGUAUCAUUAUCCUCGCCAACAUCAGUGUCACUGAUAUGUUCAGUGUGAGAGAUCGACCCAUGUAUUACGGUCUCUUUGGAGCGACUUGGGCUAUUGCAGGUGCAUUGGGACCAGUCAUUGGCGGUGCCUUUUCUGGUAGUUCUGCAACCUGGAGAUGGUGUUUCUACCUCAACCUUCCUAUCGGUGGAAUUUCCUUCGUUAUUUUGACCUUGUUCCUUCAAAUUGAAUCUCCCAAGACUCCGCUCAUUGCAGGUCUGCGUACUAUCGACUGGGCAGGCACCUUCUUGAUCAUUGGUGGCACUCUGAUGUUCCUCUUUGGACUGGAAUUCGGAGGCGUGAAGUACUCAUGGUCCUCAGCCACUGUCAUCUGUCUCAUCGUUUUCGGCGUCGUCGUCUGGGCUCUGGCAAUGUUCAGCGAAUGGAAGAUCGCCAAGUUCCCUAUCAUUCCUCCCCGACUGUUCAACGAGUGGUCUAACGUCCUCAUCCUCUGCGUCUGUUUCUGUCACGGCUUUGUCUUCAUCUCCGGUACCUACUACCUGCCGCUUUACUUCCAAACCGUCCUUCUGGCGACUCCCGUCAUGAGUGGUGUCUACGUCUUGCCAAUGGUCCUAUCUCUCGCGAUUACCUCCGCAGCUACCGGUAUCGUCAUGAAGAAGACAGGCCGCUUCCGCGAGUUGAUCGUGGGAGGCAUGUUUAUGAUGGUUCUCGGAUUCGGUCUAUUCAUCGACCUCAAGCCCUAUGCCUCAUGGCCUCGCAUUAUCAUCUUCCAGCUGAUUGCCGGUUUCGGAAUUGGUCCCAAUUUCCAGUCCCCGCUCGUCGCCUUCCAGGCCAACAUCCGCCCCUCAGACAUGGCCACAGCAACCGCCACCUUUGGAUUCAUCCGUCAACUCUCCACAUCCAUCUCUGUCGUUUUGGGAACAGUCAUCUACCAAAACAUCAUGGGUCAACAAUCCGACCAGCUCAUCGCCGCCAUCGGGCCCGAAACCGCCGCUUCCAUCUCUGCUUCUUUCGCAGGCGCUUCCAAGUCCCUCAUCGAGAGCCUCACCGCCUCCCAGCGCGAGGUUGUCCUCGGUGCCUACACCCACGCCCUGAGCCGCAUGUGGAUCUUCUACACUGCCGUCGCUGGCGUCGGCUUUAUUCUUUCUCUGUUCAUUCGUCCCCGUGAGCUGAGUCGCCAACACACAUUCCAGAAGACUGGUCUCGCUGAGCAAGAGCGGGCCCGCCAGGAACGACUCGACGAAGAGCGCAAGGCUCAGUUGAAGCCUGAAGUUGAGGUCUAA
Messenger RNA from Penicillium nucicola, 1809 nucleotides. RefSeq names its product MDR family MFS transporter. The coding region runs from base 1 to 1809 and encodes 602 amino acids. The record is from RefSeq and is a predicted model, not a curated record. Gene Ontology annotation, molecular function: transmembrane transporter activity. Gene Ontology annotation, biological process: transmembrane transport. The transcript is spliced from 5 exons. NCBI's taxonomy places the organism in Eukaryota, Fungi, Ascomycota, Eurotiomycetes, Eurotiales, Aspergillaceae.